Saimiri boliviensis boliviensis (Bolivian squirrel monkey) is the source of this 820-nucleotide messenger RNA. It is a transcript of the gene GNG8, whose product is annotated as G protein subunit gamma 8. Lineage: Eukaryota; Metazoa; Chordata; Mammalia; Primates; Cebidae. The record is from RefSeq and is a predicted model, not a curated record. Gene Ontology annotation, molecular function: G-protein beta-subunit binding. Gene Ontology annotation, biological process: G protein-coupled receptor signaling pathway. Gene Ontology annotation, cellular component: heterotrimeric G-protein complex.
CUUAGGGGGGCGGAGGGGGCAGCUGCUGCCAAGGCCCUAAUGAGACCCCCUCUGUGCCCCUCCUGCCGUGAUCUUAAUUCUCGGUUCUCCCUGGAGCCACCGCUAAUUGGCCUGGGGAGGGGCCCCCUCCUGGCUCCCACUCUGCCCCCAGAGGGUGAGGACACCUGGAUGCUGAUCCAGCACCUGUGGCCCUGUGCUUCUGUCUCAGCCUCCCAUCUGUGCGCCCCUCCUUCCCUCCCUCGCCCCUCCCUGCUCUCGCCCCACCUGCCUUAGGUACCUCCAUCUGUGCGCCCCUCCACCGCUCCUCUUGUUCCUCCUCCUCAUCUGUCCCUCCCUCCACCUGCCUCUGGCCUUCCCAUUCACGCGCCCUUCCACCUUCGCACCUGUUACCGGGGCCUGCCCCCUCGCCCCCACCUCAGGACCCACACGUAUCCUAACCUGCCCCCACUCCCGCGCGGCUUUUAACCCCUUCCCCGCCGCAGCCAUGUCCAACAACAUGGCCAAGAUUGCCGAGGCCCGCAAGACGGUGGAACAGCUGAAGCUGGAGGUGAACAUCGAUCGCAUGAAGGUGUCGCAGGCAGCGGCCGAACUCCUGGCUUUCUGCGAGACGCACGCAAAAGACGACCCGCUGGUGACGCCAGUACCCGCAGCAGAAAACCCCUUUCGCGACAAGCGCCUCUUUUGUGUUCUGCUCUGAGCCCUCCGGACAGCUUACCCUCCCCUGCCAAAGUAUGGAUCUAAUAAACUUGGUCACUGUGGUGGUGCCUGUGCUUUCGGAGAAACUGAGGCACACACUGAGCUGGGGGCCACCGUGGGGGAA